Molecule: messenger RNA, 964 nt
Organism: Gigantopelta aegis
Lineage: Eukaryota; Metazoa; Mollusca; Gastropoda; Neomphalida; Peltospiridae
Product: signal peptide, CUB and EGF-like domain-containing protein 2
Exons: 8
Coding region: 154-771 (205 amino acids)
Molecular function (GO): calcium ion binding
Source: RefSeq, a predicted model, not a curated record
UUUGUUUAUUUGUUUUUCAAUUCUUGAUGUUUAAUGUUAACCUGGUCAUGAUACAACGAAAACAAAUUAUUGAUUUUGUUUCCUUUUGUUCUUUCAGAACCAAGCAGAGAAAACACAACAUUGCUCCCCGAACCAAGGAAAGAAAACACAACCAUGCUCCCUGAACCAAGGAAAGAAAACACAACCAUGCUCCCUGAACCAAGCAGAGAAAACACAACAUUGCUCCCCGAACCAAGGAAAGAAAACACAACCAUGCUCCCUGACACGCACGAAUGUCAGACUGGAAAGGCUUUAUGCGAUAUCCAUGCUGACUGCACGGAUACACCGGAAUCGUAUACAUGUACCUGUCGAGAUGGAUAUACUGGAGAUGGACGGUCAUGUACAGAUAUUGACGAAUGUCUUGUACAGACGUCGUGUGGUACCAAUGCCGACUGCAACAAUACAGAUGGAUCAUACACCUGUACGUGUUUGAAUGGAUAUUCUGAAGUUGGACAAACGUGUGCAGGAAUCAAUCUUAUGUUAUCUGCAGACAGAUCUGUUGUGAAGGAAGGCGAUCGAGUAGAGCUAACAUGUCGUGCGAAUAACGCAGAUGACCUGGAUACCAUCAUAUACUUUAAACGAGGAUCAGCUGGACAGCAACUUUCAAUUUGUCAGAUACAACAACAAGGCUCAACAUGUUGGACCACACAUUUUCAAUACAAUUCAGGGUAUAAUUGCAGUUGUGGUAGGCAAAAGAUUGGGGUAAUUAUCCCAACAAAUAUUACGAGAUGAUAAUAGACAGAGCGAACAUUCAAGACACAAGACCAUGACAGUGCAAAAAUUCAAACGUCGCAAGCAACUACGUAACAAUUACUGUCCAAAGUGAGUAGCCAUACAACUGUGAUUUUCUAUCAAUUUAGGAAAACAACUUUUCUUUCAUCCCAUUCCCUAAACAUUUAAGGGAAACAAGUUUACAUUUCCUAUA